AAUCUCCUGUUCCACACUCCAGUCCAGUAGGAGGCUGUAAUGCACCUCUAAACUAGUUUGCCAACCAACAAUAAAACACCAGAGAAAGAAAGAAGCAGGAUUGCAUUUUGCACAUAAUCUGGACACAAAAUGAGAAACUUUGUAGACAAAACGUCGCGUAUGAUAUCAGGCUCUGCUUUGUGUUGUUAACUCAUUUACAUCGAAGAAGAUCACCUGAUGCAGCCAGGUAAGCUGCAGGCGGAUGGAUGGAUGAAUGGCUGAGGCUGGAUGGAUGCUCGCUGCUCUCUAAUCUAGUGGAGGAUUGUGUCUCCUAUUACACCGCUGCGCUCCUCCAUCCUCCUCCUCCUCCUCCUCCUCCUCCUCCACCUGUGUCCCUCCAUCGCGGUCUCCUGGUCUCCUUCGGCCUGUGAGCGGAUGAAUGUGAUUAUACCGUCGCCCAAAAGGACUCCAUGUCUUUCUUGGACUGUUCCUGCAUCUCCCACACUCAAGUCCAGCCGCUGGACAUAGAGGAGCAAUAUGAGGACAUCAGCCACCAGUUCCUGAGCUGUGACGGUUCUGAAUACACUCUGCAAGGGCCGGCAGGUGGCGAUGACAUCACAGGGCUGUCAGCCGAACCGGCCCACUACCAGCUACAGUCUGAGCUGGGGAGGGGCUUCAACAACCUGAGCCAGGUGAACAUGGCACGCCACCUCCCUACCGGCCAGCCGGUGGCCGUCAAACAAACCAACCUGGACGAGUGCACCGAGGAGGAGCUGAUGCAGCUCAUGAACGAGGUCCUGCUGUCCAGGCUGUUCCGUCACCCCAACCUGCUGACCUCUCGCCUGGUUUUCAGCUCCUGCUGCCAGCUAUGGAUCCUCACACCGCUCAUGGGCUACGGCUCUGCAGACACCUUACUAAGAACAUAUUUCCCAGAUGGAAUGAGUGAAUCCCUGAUAGCGUACCUGCUGUACGGCGUGCUGAAAGCGUUGGAAUACCUGCACCGGAUGGGCUACGUUCACCGUGGGGUGAAGGCCAGUCAUAUCCUGCUGUCAGGGGAGGGCCGUGUCUACCUCUCGGGGCUCCACAGUGUUUACAGCAUGAUGCGUGAUGGGAAGAGGAUGAGGGCGGUGUUCGACAUGCCCCACCACAGUCCCGCCCUGCUGCCCUGGCUCAGCCCCGAACUACUGCGACAGGACCUGCACGGCUACGGAGUGAAGUCUGAUAUCUACAGUUUAGGCAUCGUGGCCUGUGAGCUGGUCAGCGGCAGGGUGCCUUUCCAGGACAUGCUCCCCACUCAGAUGCUGCUUCAGAAGCUGCGCGGCUCCCACUGCUGCCUGCUGGACGUGGCUCCGUACCCGCUGGGAGAGCUGGGGGGGCUGAAGGUGUCGCGCUCCGGCGUGGACUCCGGCAUCGGGGAGAGCGUGGCCACCGGGAGCAUGACGCACAGCGCCACCGCCCCUCCCACCGACCGACCUCAGAGCCCCGGACCCAAGAACCACUCGGCCACCCUGCACAACCUGGUCCAGCUGUGUCUGCAGCAGCAGCCUGAGCGCAGACCGUCAGCAUCUACACUGUUGACCCACGCCUUCUUCAAGCAGGUGAAGAGGCACAACCGAGACACCUUCCUCAGCCUCAUGUACCCAGCAGUACCCCUCACCAGCCCCGAGGACCCUCCAGUAUCCUGCCCCCCCGCCCCGUCCUGCCACGCUCCGGCGUCAACCUCUGACGACGCCGCCGAGGCCGUGUGGGACUUCUCCUAACCCCAGAACCUCCUAAAUCCUGACUAGCAAGCCAAACACGAGACAAUCAAAGCAAAGCAAUGAGGCCAAAUCCUACUGUGCUUUUAUUUUGUAUUAUUAACCCGACUCUCUGAGCCUUUUUUUAAAGUAGUUUUGUAGUUUUUUUUAAUAUGUUUGUCUGAUGCAUACGUGGAAUCGUGGGGUUGGUGUCGACGAGACUGUGAAAGUGCUGGAACAAAGACGCUGCUCUGAUCAUAUAUUAAGGAUCUAUGAUAAUAAUAAUGGACUGUCAACAGUUGGCUGACUAAUAAUUGCGCACUUCCUCUGAGAUAAAAGGCAACUAUGAGUUAAAGGAAAAGUCCACCCAGAAACACUAUGUUAAAAACACCUAUUUGUGCUAAAAGUAUGUUGUUUUUACAGUUUACUUUUCAUGUUUCCAUGGAUAACGGUAUUUUUUUUAGGUGUGCCUGUUCUCUCCUAAAGGAAAUGAAGAAAAGGAGGACCUUGUUAACUGAAUCUGAAAUAAAGAAGUUAAAGGUGCUAUUGAUAACAUU
Messenger RNA from Sebastes umbrosus (honeycomb rockfish), 2272 nucleotides. It is a transcript of the gene stradb, whose product is annotated as STE20 related adaptor beta. NCBI's taxonomy places the organism in Eukaryota, Metazoa, Chordata, Actinopteri, Perciformes, Sebastidae. Gene Ontology annotation, biological process: protein phosphorylation. The transcript has 12 exons. The record is from RefSeq and is a predicted model, not a curated record. Gene Ontology annotation, molecular function: protein serine/threonine kinase activator activity; ATP binding; protein kinase activity. The coding region runs from base 450 to 1739 and encodes 429 amino acids.